AUGGGGCCCGAUGAACACUGCGGCGGGCUCCUCGGACUCCGGCCGCAUGACAUCAACAAGGGUACGUUUUCAUGCCCAAAUCAUCCCCCUGUCGUACCGCAUGAUGAUGCUAUUUCUAUGAAUUGUCAUUCACCUCCCUUCCCUAAGAUGGAAUUUCCAAAGUUUGACGUCGAUUCUGCUCGGUUUUGGUGUGAUCAAUGUGAGGUAUUCUUUGAGGUCUACACUGUGCAUCCAACCUUGAAGACGAGAUUCCCUACGCUCAACUUCAAGGGAAUGGCAGCUACGUGGUUGCAGACGGUACAGAGGAAAGGGCGGAUUACUGAAUGGAAUCAGCUCUGUGAAAUGAAGGACUUCAACAAGAGUGCUUGGAAGUCUAGGGUGGAGAAGGCUAAGGCUGGUGAAACUGACAAGAAUGAGCAAGCCAAUCCAAGGCCAGAGACAGAGGACAAGUUGUCAGCUCUUAAGGAGUUCAGGAAGAAAAAUGAGUUGUGCUUUAAGUGUGGCAACAAGUGGGCUCCAGGUCACAAGUGCCCCAGCAAAGUGCCAUUGCAUGUUAUUAAGGAGAUUCUUGAUGCAUUAGAAGCAGUUGUUGAACCACCAGAGCUUGAGACUACUGAAGAUAUUGAAGAAACUAUGCUAGCUGUGGGUCAUUCAAAGGACACUACUACUGGCAGACGCAAGACUUUGAAGCUAUGUGGCAGGAUUGGCAAGAUGGAUGUGCUUAUACUUGUUGAUUCUGGCAGUGUGGGAACUUUUAUCAGCACUCAGUUAGCUGUCAGGUUGCAGGUGUCUCUCAGUGAGUGUCCUCUUACUCAUUUUGUAGCUGCAGAUGGGACCCCAAUGGUGUGUUCUCAUCAGGUGAAAAAAUUGCAAUGGAAUGUGCAAGGCCAUUCUUUCAUUUCCACUAUUGGGGUGCUUCCCCUUAAGUGUUUUGACAUGAUCUUAGGGGAAGAUUGGCUUGAGUCUUGUAGUCCCAUGUGGAUCCACUAG
Miscanthus lutarioriparius is the source of this 990-nucleotide messenger RNA. NCBI's taxonomy places the organism in Eukaryota, Viridiplantae, Streptophyta, Magnoliopsida, Poales, Poaceae. The record is from the annotation of a GenBank genome assembly.